AUGAAAACGUGCUCUUAUCGAGGAGCUAUGCCUCGAUUUAAAAAUAUCGAAGGUCUUUUCUGUGGCAAUGAUGAACCAGAAGCAAGAUACACAUUAACUCCAUGUGCUAGCUUGCUUUGUCCAUAUUGUUAUCCAUCUAAUCAUUGGCAGAAAAGUCAACCAUGGCCAGUCAUUGAUUUUGCAUCCAGUUCAAAGUAUCAGUUUGUCAAUGGAUAUAUCACCUAUCUCAAUUGUCCAGCCACAUGUAAAACAUCCAAUAUAAUCUAUGCAAUGACAUGUCCAUGUGGUCAUUAUGACUAUGUCGAUUCAACAACACAAACAUUAGCUGAUGCUAUGACUUAUCAUCGAAAACAUGGCAAUCGAAUUAUAUUUGAAAAAUUGAUUGGUAGUCCUUUAUUUUCAGGAUCACUACUCGAUCCUUACGAGAAAGAGCAAGAAACAGCCAAUAAAAUGCGUCUCUAUCAACAUUCAGCUCGAUGUCCGAUAGCACUUCGUUCAUUUCUUGAAUGCAAUCCAAACUAUUGGUGUUUUAUUCCUAUGCUUUUACAUGAAGCACUAGCUGAAAACAUUCUUUAUACUAGAACAUCUAACUAUUCAACUGCUGAACUAUACGAUUUUAUUCCCAUGAUUGCUAUUGACAAUCAAAGAGUAGAGAAUUAUCUUAGCCAUAUACCACUGUCGCCCGUUAGUUAUGCUUUCUCAUAUCAGCAACGACAAAAACAACGAUUAUUUUUCGAAUCGAUUGUUCCUUUUUCAACAAAUGAACAAUCGUUACCCUAUUCACCAUUACACUUGUAUAAAGUGGCACUUAUUGUCGUUUUACCUGAUGACUGUUCAAUGAUACUACGAUACAUUCUUCAAUCAUUGUUCAUUGUUCAUGGUGAACCGAAAUUGAAUAUGAUUUGUCCGCUUGGUGGUGAUCCUGAAAAACGAUAUGGGCGUGCAUAUGAUCUUGUUUGGUGUGCUGGCUUGAAUCAUUCAUUAUUAACUAUGCCACGAUCGAAUCAAGAUUGA
Adineta steineri is the source of this 1014-nucleotide messenger RNA. NCBI's taxonomy places the organism in Eukaryota, Metazoa, Rotifera, Eurotatoria, Adinetida, Adinetidae. The record is from the annotation of a GenBank genome assembly.